Olea europaea var. sylvestris is the source of this 959-nucleotide messenger RNA. RefSeq lists its product as uncharacterized. The transcript is spliced from 3 exons. Lineage: Eukaryota; Viridiplantae; Streptophyta; Magnoliopsida; Lamiales; Oleaceae. The record is from RefSeq and is a predicted model, not a curated record. Bases 172 to 564 code for a protein of 130 amino acids.
AAAAAUACUUCAAUUACCAUUUUGAAAUUUUCGACAAAGUUAUAGCAGUUGUUGCUGAAAGCCUGAAAUUUAAGUGCUACAAAUUCUUCCUCCCCUAUUUUGCUGCUUACGUUGAUGUCGAAAAAUUGGAAUCAAUCGAUUCAAAUUGGUGAGAAUUGAAGAAGAAGAAUAAUGGGCUAUCUCCUAAGGGUGAGAUUUGCGUCGUUCUUCACCAGCGCUGCGUUGGCAUCUGCGGCGGGGCUCUAUUUUCUUCACAAGGAUUAUAAAAUAGCUCACCACGCCAUCUUUCAACAGGAAAUUCAUCAUGGGAGGCUUUAUGAAGAUUAUUCUAAAUUUUUGCUAUAUUUAUUUUGGUUACGAGAGCUUCAAGAUCCCAACUUCUCACAUGCAUCAUAUUGGAAGACGUUGGAUAUUCUAUAUUUUUGGGGAGAGCAACAAGCCUACGACUGUCAUGAGCAGCAGAAACUAAUGGGUUUGUGCAGUAUGUGCCAAAUCGACCUUAGCCUCAUGGCCAGUUGUGUUGGGGGUGGGGUUUGGUUUGGCACCAAAAUUCUUGCACUCUGAACAGAAGAGCUCAAUUUUUCAUCUUGAUUCGAGGGAUAUUUUGUCACUGCCUAUGGGGAAGGUUCCUCUUCUCUGUCUGCCUGGAAGUUCGCUGAACACACACAGAUAGAAUCGAAUCAUUUGAGUAAAAGAUGUAUGCUUUCUGCAUAGAAUUUAGAGUCUCAGACAGUCUAUAAAUUUGAGGUAUUUAUGCUAGAAAUUUUUUUAUGCUUUGAGGAAUGUUUCCCCUGGUGUUCUGAGGCAUAAACCAAACACUGAUCAUGGGGCAAGAACAUUGUGUUUUCAAAAUGGUUUAUCGCUAUGUUUGAAGUUAAUUGUGCAAAACUUCCUCACCUUUCACUUUUCCCUCCUUUUUUUUUUUUAGCAUUUUUAUCCCUAUUUACACCUUUCAUUGU